UUUUAGACUCACUGCAUGUUUAUAGAGUGUAUUUUUUUAUUUAGUCCAUACUGGGUUUGAGGAUUUGUAAUUGUUAUUGGAACGGCACAUUAGCAUGAAAUCAGUUUGCAUUAUAUUGGUGAUACUAGCAGCAUCGUGCAUGAGUGACGAAGAUCAGUCUUGGCUGAAGAUCUCUCAUGCUUGUAUAGAUGGGCACAACAAUGACGUAUAUUUUAAUAUAGCAACUGUUGGUUCAUGCAUAUACAAGUGUAAACAUGGAGCAAUAGGAUUCACAUGCAGGUCUAUAGAGUACCAUAUAAUGGCUAAAGUGUGUAUACUGUCUGAAGUUUAUUCCAACACAGCAUAUGAUGAUUUUAAUGUCCCCUGUCCCCACCAUGAUGGGUGGACAUAUAGGCAAAGAUACCCUCUUGGACACAGGCUAGAUCUUCCAAACUCAUGCAUCAAAGCAAAAACAAUUGCAAACUUUGCCAAUGUUGCAACCAAGGAAGAUUGUUGGCAAUAUUGUCUUGUUAAACAUAAGUGCAAGUCUUUGAACUACAACAAGGGCAGUAAGGCAUGUAAAUUGACAGGAGCAACAUAUGAAACUGGCAAAUUGUAUGCGCCAUGCCCAGUGACAGGAUGGGAGUAUGUUGAAAAACAUUAGAACAUUAGAACUAAGUGCUUGGGUAGAAUAAAAUUAGAUUAGGAUUUGUUACAAAAUAAUCCACACAAAAAGAUCUGGAUCAUAUAAGAACCAUCGGUGUAAAGGUAUAAAGUAUAAAAUAAGUUGUAAAACAGUUUAAACUGGCAUAACUUUUUCAAUAAAUAUUUAGAAAUUGUUAUUAAG
Molecule: messenger RNA, 826 nt
Organism: Owenia fusiformis
Lineage: Eukaryota; Metazoa; Annelida; Polychaeta; Sabellida; Oweniidae
Source: the annotation of a GenBank genome assembly